Messenger RNA from Babesia bigemina, 3567 nucleotides. RefSeq lists its product as hypothetical. Gene Ontology annotation, biological process: protein import into nucleus. The coding region runs from base 1 to 3567 and encodes 1188 amino acids. Gene Ontology annotation, molecular function: small GTPase binding. Gene Ontology annotation, cellular component: nuclear envelope; cytosol. The record is from RefSeq and is a predicted model, not a curated record. The transcript is spliced from 4 exons. Lineage: Eukaryota; Apicomplexa; Aconoidasida; Piroplasmida; Babesiidae.
AUGGCUGAAGCGGAGUUCACGGCAACGGUCGUGACGCUGUGCCGUCAAACGCUCAGCGGUGACCGCGCCGUCAUUUCGGCGGCCGAAGAGAAUCUGAAGGCGUUGCUUCAACCGAAUGGCGUCCACAUUCGUCAUAGGAUGCAGUGUCUAUUUCGGUUAAUCUUAAUUCCGUCGCCGCUAAUCUUGCAACCCACAGCCAUCGCAGAUAAUGACCUCAAGGUCGUUUCGCCCGAACUUCAAUUGUGGGUUACCAUAUGCCUCAAGAACUUUAUCCGGAACAAUUUCGACACACCUGAGUCGCAUGGGGGCUUGAGCGACGAUUUGCGGCACUUGUUGAGAUGCCUUCUUGUCGUCGCUGUGCUGAACCACAGCCGCAUCGGUCUGGACAAGAACGUGUUCAGACAACUGGAGGAAACGCUUCACAUGCUUUCCGAGUACGAUUUCCCGCACAACAUGGACUUCGCCAUUCUGUUCAUGGAGUACUGCCACCUCAGUGACGUAGCGCCUGCCGUCGUUGCGAACGCAUUUUCUCAGCGCGUUCACAAGGAAGCCAGUCUGCGCACCCAGGUAAACAUGGGGAUGAACCCAUCAGUCGAGAACUCCCAGUCCCUCGCGAGGUCGCUGGAGGAGGCUAAGUCCACUGCACACCUGGCCUACGGGGAGAGCUGCGCCGCGUUGGUGGCCUCGUAUUCCCAGAUCCACCAGUCUUUGGAGUCCUACAGCACGGCGUUGACCGUUGGCGAUCUCGGCAUAUUAGGGCGAGCGUAUGGCGGCUUGUACCGAACUAUCGUGUCUGGUUGCGAGUCGAUGUGCCAAGUGCUCAAGGGUGUGACUCUCAGCGACCUCGACCUUGGCAAGUUCCUGCAGGCCGCGGCGUACCUGUUUCCCAAAGAGCGGUUGCUCAUCCACUCAGUAAACAGUUCCACCAGCGGUUCCGAGAUGAAGCAUGAUAAGGGUGAUCCGCUUAUGUACUUCGACGACCGAGUGCUUUAUAAGGAUCCGGCGCUGUGGCAAAUGUCCGGCGCAACGCUUCCUGAGUUGGGGAUCGAAGGGCAGUGGGUGAUGGUGACCUUGCGCCCCGGUUCGCUUAUCAAUGAGGCGACGAUUGACGUGGAUUACUUCCGCCGCAAGAGCCAUACUCUGGGUGUGUUCAAGAGGCUGAUGAAGAAGUACAAGACUAGCGUCUAUGGCGACGCGAUUCUGAGUGAGCUGAAAAUAGUGCUGACACUCAGCGAGAGCAUGCUGCUGUAUGUCUUCAAGGCAUGCCUAUGCAAGCUUCGUGAAUAUGUGCCAAUGAUGUCGGUUGCCGGGUCGACAAACUGCUUGUCCCGGGUGGUGUUGGAUCUGCUAGAGAGCAUUACAUCCAUCACCAAGAUUCUCACUUACAUCCACGUCAUAGACAUGCCAGAAUGCUGCGAGGACAACUUGGAUGUUUAUUUGGGUGGUAUGCUGGAGCUGUUGCGUUUUUCGGACCCCGUGAUAUUGCAGGUCGACCAGUCUGGCAUCGUAAGAAAGCUGAAGGUUGCUAUUUGCAAACUGCUGCGGUACUACGGCGAGCGUUAUCAGGAGGCGUUCCGUCCUUUCGUUUUCCAGUGCAUCGACGACACGGUAGCGCUUUGCCGCGCUUUGUCGCAGCAGAGCGAAGACGAUCGUUUGUGCUCCGCCAUCCUGGAAUUCCUCGCCGCGUCAGCUUCUACGCACUGGAAUCCGCAUGGUGGACGUAACAGCCCUUUCACGGAUGGCGAUUACCUGGCGGACAUGAUACGGUCCAUCGUGCUUCCCAACAUCGGCUUCCGGGAGUGCGACCUUUUCCUCAUCGAUGACUGCCCGCAGGAAUUCGUCCAACGUGAGCUCGACACUGGCACCGGCCACAGCCGCCGCUUCUCCGCCAUCAGCCUGUUGAAGAAGCUCGUGAACACCUACGGACAGAUGGUGCAGUACAUCCUCAACCAGUUCGCCCUUAACGUCUCCGGAGUCAACGAUUAUAAGAUCAAAGAGCUUUACUUGCAGCUCAUCAUAUGUUCCAAUUUCAAGGUCAACGAUGGUUUCCAGGUCCAUGCUUAUUUUUCGGAGCACCUGCGUGGGGACUUCCUUCGGGAGUCGCAGAGCCUGAUAAACGAGCAGGCGAACGUCCUGAUAGUGAUGGCGAUAAUGAAGUUCCUGUUCACGUUCAAAAAGCAAAUCCCUGUAAACGAUUUGUCGUCUUUGGUUGCUCCGGUCUCCGCUUUUUUGCAGCACCAAAACGACGCCGUGCGCUUCCUCGCUGCUGAGACUCUUAACCGCAUUCUGCCGCUUGUUCGGGACUACAAGGCCCAGUUGAAGCAGACGCUGCUGCAGGCCCUGGGAUGCAUUCUGCAGCGCAUGAGGUCUGAGGCUCCGAACGAGUUUUACGUGCGCUGCGCGAUGCGCAUAUUCCUGUACUUGCGGCAGGACGUGCUCGAAAGCGGGUUCGUAAUGUUGGAUAUUAUUGUCGAGUUGAUCAAGAAGGCAUCAGACAACCCGGUGAACCCCAUCUACAACCACUACCUCUUUGAGUGCCUGGCCACCCUGCUCCGGAUCCACCUUGCCGCGGGUUCCAUGGAUGCGGUUGCUCGCAUUGAGGACGGCCUGAUACCCACGAUCGCAAUCAUCAUACAGCAGGACACACAUCCUUUUGUGCCGUAUGGUCUGCAGAUUCUCUACAUACUGCUGCGUUCGGCGCAGCAGCCUGGCUCUACUUACAUGCAGCUCUUCUCCCACCUGACCUGCAUUGACACCUGGCGUGCCUCCACUGCGAACGCUCAAGGUGCUGCUAAGCUGCUGGUGUGCUACUUCGAGCGCCAUGCGCUGUUCGAGAAGGAGAUUGUGGCAAACAUCGAGCGCAUCUUGAGCAUCUUCCACUUCUGCCUAACCCACCGGAAGCUGUCGUUAGUGGCCCUUGACCUUUUCAACGGCCUCGUGCGGUACCUUCCCGUUGCGUUUUACAGCAAAUUCCUGGCCUCCAUCGUCACCGUGAUGCUGUCCUUCAUCCACAAAAUGAAGACCGGCGACUGCAUACCGAGGGUGGUCACGUCCAUGGCACUGCUGGCAACGUCCCUGCAUUUGCAGCAAUUUUCACCUGGCUUCGUGCAAACCCUGGAAACCAUCCAGUCUGGCAUCUGCCGAAACUUCUUCCAAGUGGUGUACGUGCCCAACGCGCGAAAGGUGCUGGCGCUCGAGUCCAAGCGCGUCCUGAUGGUGGGAACGGCGAUCAUGCUCGGCAGCCCCGUAGUGCAGGUUUCUGCUGACAUAUUCACCCUGCUGGCCAAUUUCCUCGGCGAGCUCAUCCAAGGCCAAAGUCUGAAGGCCGCGCCCACUCCCGUGGAGCCUGACGAGAUGGAGGACCUGAUGCAGGACUUGGAGUUCGACGUGUCGUUUGUGCGUCUGCGCAGUGUGGAGGACCCCGCCAACCGCGGCGGGGCGAGGCUUCUGGACCCCAGCGUCAAUGUGGAACAUUUGGUACGCGGCUCGUUGCGUCCAAUCGCCUCCAUUAUACAGCAAUUGCCUCCAGGUGGCGGUGCGCAGAGCCUGCUGAACCUUCUGAAUUGA